GAGACUCAGGCGCUGGCUGCCCCGUCCGCUCUCCGCCUCCGCCGCGCCCUCGUCGCCCGGGAUGGGCCCCCCCGCCGCCGCCGCCGCCGGAGCCGUCGCCUCCCGGCCGCCGCCAGAGCCGCACUCGCCCUGAAGCCCGGGCCCCGCGUGCACCGACUGGCCCUGCAGCCUCGCCCCCCUGCCCGCACCGGCGGGCGGCAGAGCGGUCACGAUGCUGCCGCCCUUACCCUCCCGCCUCGGGCUGCUGCUGCUGCUGCUCCUGUGUCCCGCGCACGUCGGCGGACUGUGGUGGGCAGUGGGCAGCCCCUUGGUCAUGGACCCCACCAGUAUCUGCAGGAAAGCACGGAGGCUGGCAGGGCGGCAGGCUGAGUUGUGCCAGGAGGAGCCAGAAGUGGUGGCUGAGCUAGCGCGGGGUGCCCGGCUUGGGGUUCGAGAGUGCCAGUUCCAGUUCCGUUUCCGCCGCUGGAACUGCUCCAGCCACAGCAAGGCCUUUGGGCGCAUCCUGCAGCAGGACAUCCGGGAGACCGCCUUCGUCUUUGCCAUCACGGCUGCGGGCGCCAGCCAUGCAGUCACGCAGGCCUGCUCCAUGGGCGAGCUGCUGCAGUGUGGCUGCCAGGCACCCCGCAGGCGGGCCCCACCACGGCCCCCUGGCCUGCCAGGCACCCUUGGGCCCCCUGGCCUUGUGGGCUCCCCAGAGGGCAGUGCAGCCUGGGAGUGGGGAGGCUGUGGGGACGAUGUGGACUUCGGGGAUGAGAAGUCCAGGCUCUUCAUGGACGCGAGGCAUAAGCGGGGAAGUGGAGACAUCCGAGCGUUGGUGCAGCUUCACAACAACGAGGCCGGCCGGCUGGCGGUGCGGAGCCAUACGCGCACUGAAUGCAAGUGCCACGGGCUGUCGGGCUCGUGCGCUCUGCGCACCUGCUGGCAGAAGCUGCCCCCGUUCCGAGAGGUGGGCGCGGAGCUGCUCGAGCGCUUCCACGGCGCCUCGCGUGUCAUGGGCACCAACGAUGGCAAGGCUCUGCUGCCCGCUGUCCGCAAUCUCAAGCCGCCCAGUCGCGCUGACCUGCUCUAUGUCGCCGACUCGCCCGACUUCUGCGCCCCCAACCGGCGCACAGGCUCUCCAGGCACGCGCGGCCGCGCCUGCAACAGCAGCGCGCUGGACCUCAGCGGCUGCGACCUGCUGUGCUGCGGCCGCGGGCACCGCGAGGAGAGCGUGCAGCUCGAGGAGAACUGCCUGUGCCGCUUCCACUGGUGCUGCGUAGUGCAGUGCCACCAAUGCCUCGUGCGCAAGGAGCUCAGCCUCUGCCUCUGACCCGCCGCCGGCCUCUCCCAACGGCGCGCAGCGCUGCCUCUCGUACCUGUGUGACCUCUGGGCUCCAGCAGGGGGCGCUGCCGUGGCCCAAUUUACCCUUGCAAAAGUCCAUCUCCCAAGCCUCUGGAAACUGAGGUUGGAGUUAUUCGCGUGCCCAGGAAGGCCCAGUGCAUCGGAGGGAUCCCCAGAGGUGCUUUAACGGGUUCUGGGGAGACUAUACGCUGUAGGGAGCUCUGCAGUUUCCCUCUUUUGGUCCCAGAUGGAAACUUCUCUAGGCCUCUGGAUGCGGGGUUCCUAAGAACUGCUGGCCAUGUGUUGGGUGGGUGAGUUUAGUAUCAAUAAAGAUAUUUAAACCAAUAGGACUGGGACCACAGUUUGGGAGGGGGGCUGGUCUCCUGCGGGUUAACAUGGGGCCAGGCUCUGGAAGGAGUGUCUAAAGGGAGAUGGUUGUGAUAGAACUGGGUCCCUAUCUUCCCCCGCCCCCCUCCCCCAUGGGACUGGGCUCUCCUGGCAACCAUGGUGAAGAGUGCCAAAUCUCCCCUUGGCAUUCUUCUUGUUCACUCUUGUCACACAUCUAGGGCCUGGAUCUACAGGAGAAGAAGUAGCAAUCCCUCUUUAAAGGAACAGACUCUUGAGAGGGUCUGGGGAAAGCAGACGGGAAGCCUCUGCUGGCGUACUCAGCUCUCAUCAACAUUCUAGGGGAGUGUGACACCCUCAUCUGCCCUUCUGUUUCUGUGAUCCCUGGGGGAUUUGUGGGUAGACUUUUAGGGCCACCCAAGCCCAUAGGAUUAAAGCACUUUA
Molecule: messenger RNA, 2110 nt
Organism: Eptesicus fuscus (big brown bat)
Lineage: Eukaryota; Metazoa; Chordata; Mammalia; Chiroptera; Vespertilionidae
Gene: WNT6
Product: Wnt family member 6
Exons: 4
Coding region: 212-1309 (365 amino acids)
Biological process (GO): canonical Wnt signaling pathway; cell fate commitment; multicellular organism development
Cellular component (GO): extracellular region
Molecular function (GO): frizzled binding; cytokine activity
Source: RefSeq, a predicted model, not a curated record